This is a messenger RNA of Lodderomyces margitis, 858 nucleotides long. RefSeq lists its product as uncharacterized. The record is from RefSeq and is a predicted model, not a curated record. NCBI's taxonomy places the organism in Eukaryota, Fungi, Ascomycota, Pichiomycetes, Serinales, Debaryomycetaceae. Bases 1 to 858 code for a protein of 285 amino acids. The transcript has a single exon.
AUGGCACCCAGUCCACUUUGGUUACUCCUCGACUUGUUGAAGGACCCAGACACGUCCAACAAGAUUGUCUUGCAAAUGGCUUGGUCUCAAGUCAAAGCCAUUGGUAUUGGGAAAGUCUUGGCUGCUUUGUUAAGUGCAUUGACCGUUGGUGUUUCGUCAUUUAUUAGAAUCCCCCAAAUUCGUAAAUUGUUAAUCAAAUCAGAAGUUGAUCGUGUUGGGGUUGCCAAUGGUUUGUCAUUACAGAGUUUGACAAUCGACACCUUGAACAGUUUGGUUAAUGUAUCAUUCAAUUCCAAUAACAACAUACCAUUUAUCAAUUAUGGAGAGAGUUUGCUUUUGGGUAUACAAAAUGCCAUUAUUAUCUUGUUGACCAAAUAUUACAGAUUGAGAGGGAAUGAAGAGAUUGAAAAUGUGGGCAAGUUGCCAUUGUCUGAAGCAAUUAAAGAAUUGGCUGAUGGUUUGGCUCAACCACUUUUGAUUAUGGCAGGUGCCGUUAUCUUUUUCACCAAGAUUGCUCCAUCUAGCCUUGUCUCGGCCUUGCAAAUCUUGAACAUUCCAAUUUCUAUUAUUUCAAAGAUCCCACAAAUCAGAGCUAAUCACAGAUUACAAACUGUUAGCCAUUUGAGUGAUGUUGUUUUGAGAGCCAAUGUUCUCGGUUCAAUCAUUAGAGUGUACACCUCCUACACCGACUACUCAGCCAAGGCAAAGAGAAACAAAAACACUGUCGAUGAAAAGAUUUUGGUUGCGGGUUACACCACUUCAUUGAUUAUGAAUUCAAUUUUGUUGGGACAAUCUAUUGUUUAUGACAAGUUAGGUAAAGGAAAACACGUGAAGGACGAAGAAACCAAGAAGGACUAG